Molecule: messenger RNA, 603 nt
Organism: Ixodes scapularis (black-legged tick)
Lineage: Eukaryota; Metazoa; Arthropoda; Arachnida; Ixodida; Ixodidae
Exons: 2
Coding region: 1-603 (200 amino acids)
Source: RefSeq, a predicted model, not a curated record
AUGGCCUUCGCUGGUCUCGCCCCUCCGGAACCGUUCCUGCCGACGCCGGGACGCCCGUCCGUACCCUGGCAGCAGUGGCAUGGCAUGUUCAACGUCUACCUGCUUGCGUCUGGUGCUGCCGAAUUUCCUCCGGAGCGACGCAAGGCCCUUCUCCUGCACUGUCUGGGAGCCGAAGGCCAGCGAAUUUUCAACACACUACCUGACACGAAUCCUCCAAGCACCGCCCAGGACACCGGCAAAGGCGCAACGAGCAAGCCGGACGUCUACGCCAUCGCCGUCGCUUCCUUAGCCCAACACUUCGCUACAACCACACCCCUGGUCAUCGAGCGACACCGCUUCCACCGGCGUUUCCAAUCCCCAGGCGAGUCUGUUCAUGACUUUGUUGCCGCGCUACGUGAGCUCGCAACACCGUGUUGCUUCGCGUCACAAGAAGAGGCACUACGAGACCAAUUCGUGACCGGCGUGUCGUCUAACCGCGUUCGUGAACGCCUGUUGCUGGAAGGUUCGUCGCUGCCGUUUUCCACCGCAGUCCAGAUAGCCCUUCAACAAGAACAAGCGGCUGAACAAAUGAAAGAAUUUUCUGCGUCUGUACAACCAUUGUAG